CUAACUAAAAAAUGGCCGUCGCAGCUGCGGUAUAAGUCAGUGCUGCAGUAUACGUGUUGAAGCGUUCAGUUUACUAUUGUAUCUCAGUGUUCGGUUAGUGUUCAGUCAUAUUUAUGCAAAGUCACUUCUUACAUUCGUAAUAUUGUCUCCAUUUCGCGUGUGAUUCAUUUAAAAUAACGGUAGAACUCAUUAAAAUGGGCCGUUCGAGAUCUAGGACAAAAUCUCCUAGUAGGCGGCGUCAUAAGAGUAAGCAUUCGAGAAAACGCUCAAAGUCACGAGAAAAACACUCGAAUAACAAGUACUCUGAUAAACCAAAAGAGCGUAGUUCAAAGUCAAGGAAGCGAUCGCACUCUGCGUCUUCUAGUUCGGGAUCAGAUGUUUCAGAUGAUGUACACAUUGUCAGUCAUAAAAAACGUUCUUAUAGAGACAGGGAUCGUAAAAUGGAUGAAGUAGAGAGAUUGGCAGAAAUGGAACGACAAAGGAAAAAGAAAGAAUUAUCGAACAAAAUCUUCACCACGAGUGCAGUUGGAAGGCAACGUGAAGUGGAGCAAAAAAUGGUUGAAGAAGAGGCUGCCAAACGUAUUGAAGAGCUUGUACAGAAGAGGGUGGAGGAAGAGUUAGAAAAACGUAAGGAAGAGAUAGAAGCUGAAGUACAAAGGAGGGUAGAAGAAGCUAAAAGGGCUAUGGAGCGUCAAAUGAUGGAGGAAAUGGAAUGGAGACAAGCAAAGCUUCGUGAGGAGGAGAAACGAAGAGAGGAGGAAGAGCGGAAGAAGCGAGAGGAACUAGAGAGGAUCAUGGAGGAAAACAACAGAAAAAUAGAAGAAGCUCAGAAGAAACUGGCUGAGGAAAGAUUGGCCAUGGUCGAACAGCAACGUUUGAUGGAAGAGGAGAGGCAGAGAAUGAGAAAAGAACAUGAGAAACGUGUUAAAGAGGAACAAAAGAAAAUCCUUGGGAAGAACAACUCGAGGCCUAAAUUGUCCUUUACCCUAAAGCCAGUUACGUGAGUCUGUAUCAUUUCGUGCAGUUUUACAUGUGAUUUUUAUACAACUUGUCGAUAUUUGGAAUCCUUUGUGUUCCAAUGGAACAAUCAUAAAAGCUGCGCGUACGUAAAAGUACAUAAAUGAAUGCAGCAACAAGAUCCAAAGCUCACCCGAAUGUAUAUCAAACGAUCAUCGAAAUCUGGCAAUGUUUGAAUUCUUUUAUUUGAUUAUGAUGAUCGAUAUACCGUGCUUCGCUGACAAGAAGUCAGCGUAAUUAUUGGUCGAAGCGGAGCAUGGUACGUCAAAAUUGAAUAAUUAAUUCUGUGUUUUGCCAGAUUUCGAGGUUCGAUACAGAUGGGAUCUGAACCUUGUUCGAGAGACCGACACCCCUGCUAAAAUACAGACAAGCACCUUCUUAUCCAGAGACAUAAAUAGUAUCAGUAUUUAUCCUGACAUAUGUUGUAAAUUCUCUCUUUUUUUUUUACGUCUAACGCAAUAGAAACAUUCGAUGAAGGUUCGCUUGAUCUGUUUCUGGCAGAAAGUGUGGUCUAGUCUAGUUAGGUAUGUUUUACAAAUUGCAGAUGCAAUUGAUACAAUACUACCGUUUCUCUGUAAUUAUACUAUACAGAAAAUAAUUUUAUUUCAGUUAGAUAUAUUAAUGAAUCACGAAUCGUAUUAAAGGUAUUCGCAUUUUGAGGUCGAUGGCAGUUGGUAACUUUGAGACGGUCAUAUUAUUAACACGACCAAGUAGAUUUUGUAAUAAAACGCAAUCGCAUAAAAGAAUUUUCUACGAGAAUAGAUAAUUAUGUGUAUCUGUAACACCAGUUUCGAGGCAAUAGUAAAAAAGAAGACUUACUCUAUUUUUCUUUGUUUUUCCUUCCUGUUUUUAGUAUAUUAAACGAAAGUUGUUAUGGGUCGUUCAUACAUCUAGAUUUUGUUACAGAAUUCGUUCAGAUAAAAACCAGACAAACUGUUCGUUUUUAAUUGAAAUCAAUGCAAAAAACAAUAUCGGUUUAAAGAAAAAAAA
This is a messenger RNA of Osmia lignaria (orchard mason bee), 2007 nucleotides long. RefSeq names its product Arginine and glutamate rich 1 (gene Arglu1). Gene Ontology annotation, molecular function: cadherin binding. Gene Ontology annotation, cellular component: mitochondrion; nucleoplasm. The record is from RefSeq and is a predicted model, not a curated record. NCBI's taxonomy places the organism in Eukaryota, Metazoa, Arthropoda, Insecta, Hymenoptera, Megachilidae.